ACUUUUGAGUAAACAGAAGUUUUGAAGAGUGGAGUAACGACAAAACUAUCAACUGUUUAUUUUAUAGGAGAGACUUUUACGCGAGAAUAGUCUUUUCUCUUUAUGUGAAAUGUUUAAUAAAUAUUAUUAGAUAUAGAGUUCUUCGACAUUUUUCAUACAAAUUAUGGAAAGCAAUUCGGAUUUCGAUAAUAAAUCUACAAUUGAACAAUCUACAAAAGAGAUUAUUCGAACUUUUGCUGGAAAGACAGCUUUUAAAUGGGAUAAUUACGAGUCUUCUCCCAAUUUGGAAAUAUGUAAUCUUGGCUUAACAGUAAAAAAAUGUUUAUCUACGGAUACUGCAGAUAUAGCUAGGAGUACAUCUGGAUAUACUGAAGGCAUACACAUCUUUAAAGUGAAUUGGCCUAAGAAAAAAAGAGGCGAGGUUGCUAUAAUAGGUGUAUCUACAGAUCAAGUUCCAGUUUGUCGUUCACAAAUUGUUCAGAUUUUCGAUUCAAACGAAGUUCUUCUUGGUUGGGAUAUCGUUAAUAAUCAGUCAUUUUUUAAUGGGAAUUUAAUUAAGAAUUAUCCCAAAGAUCGAAAUCCCAACUACGCAGUGCCUGAAAAUUUUUAUAUGAUUUUAGACCUUGAUAAAGGCAUAUUAGCGUUUAGAACGGAUGACGAGGAAUUUGGCUUUUGUUAUUGUGAAUUAAAUAGUAUAUUUGCUGAACAGGGGAUUAAACUAUAUCCCGUUAUUAAUCUUACAUCAGCUGGUAGCGAAGUUACCGUGGUAGAAAUUCAUAAUUCAUCUCAUGAUCCCUCCAAAAGAAGGAUUGGAAUGCUACUAGAGAUGUCAGUUAAAUGGCGUAUGUUAAAUUCAAUGAUGAUACAUAAAAGUUCGGAUAAGGUCAAUGUCAUACUUCAAAUUAUACAAGAAUUUUUGGAACUAAAUUUUAUGGUUAGAGAUGAUCUAUGGAUGUAUAAAACAUAUUUAAAAAUGAUGACAAAACUUGAUGAUACCAGAGCUUUAAAUCUUUUUCAAAUAUUCUCCCUAACACAAAUAAGAGAUAGUGUCGGUGUUCAAUGCUUCAUUGCAGUAUCUCGACUUAUGUAUUAUUAUACUUGGGGAAAUGCUCUUUUUCCCAUUGCACUCGUUAAUCAAAAAUGCUUAGAUACUAUUAUAGAUACUUUUCAAAUUAUGCCUAAACUAUCAAUAGCGCAAGACGUAAAAAGCGAGAUUCUAGUAAAUUCAAUAGGCCUUUUACACAAUUUGUCAAAGGUGACAAUAAUAAAAGAUGAAAUAAUACGAAAGAGGAUUCAUGGAAUUUUGGAGAAUUAUUGCGAUACGAUAGCAUAUCCACCGACAGUUUGUCUUAUUAGCGUUAUGACUCUAGGUAACGUUUUAUACAGCGAUAAUCGACAAGCUUGGAUAGUGCCAGAAAAACUAUUAGAAAUCUUAGUGGAAUUGACUAUAAAAGCCAUAAAAGAAGGACAUGCAAAAUUUUCAACAAUGUAUGUUUUUCCCAGAGAAGCGUUGGAAACUUUACUAGCAAUAUUGGAUUGUGCGGAAAAUUGUCAUUUUCUAUUAAAAAGGAAUUUAAUUGGCAUCUUAAACGACGCUUUAAUUCAAUUAUCAAAUGACAACGUUUGUCUCGAAUUAGCACAGCAAUGCUUGAAUAAAUUAUUUACGUUAAUUGUUAUGACUCAUGAGGGUAAAGAUCAACAAUAUCGAAAAAUUGUUAAAGUUAAUGGCUUAGUGGAUGUAUUAAAGAAGUUGGACGAGAGAGAUUUCAAUUAUCUUUCAAUGACGUCAAAAAUAUGUCUUUAUAAGAUACAAAAAUUUACAAUAGGAAAAAUAAAAGGCGAAUGCAUUUUAGAGAAUUUAAGUAGACGCUUCUUAAAAGAAUAUAUUAAUAUUGACAAUAAAUCGUAUCUCUUGAACCAAUAUGAUAAAUGUUAUUGUCCAGUUUGUCAUUCGAUAAGGAAUGAAGCCGAAGGGGUAUCUCAUGGUAUCCCACCAAGAUAUCAUUCCUUACCUAUUGGAUGGUUUAGAUUUGCUCUUAAAAUACCUUCUCAAGCCAAAUCGGAAAGAGCUUCUGAAACUUGGCAUAGAGCAUUUCAUGGAACAAGAGUUGAUAGGGUUUAUACAAUUUUGCGCCAGGAGGAACUACUUUUACCAGGAGAGAUGACUGCUGACGGUCACAGAAUAAAAGAACUACCUGGACAUUACAACAAUGAUAAUAAACCAGAAGGUUUCAAUACAAAGAGAAUAUUUGUCUCACCUUCUCUUCGCUAUGCAAAUUACUAUUCUCCAGGAAAACAGUAAGCUAAAUAAUUAGAAUAGCAAUAGAAACAAUUUAAAAAAAACCCUCCUAUUUUUCAAAAGAUGGAACGGUUGUACAGUUAAAGCAGCAUUUCAAGUUCUAAUUAAGCCUAAUUGCUAUAAUAUUGGACCCGAAACAAUUGGUGUUAAAAAGCAAAUUGAUUUAAUGUAAAUGCAAACUAAAACUACUCCUUUAUAAUUAAAUGAAUUAAUUGAUUUUUAAUUAUUCAUUCAGGUAUUCAAACUAUGAUCUCGAAUGGUUUACAGAAAAUAGAAGUUCUGUUGUACUGCACAGUCUACUAAUUAAAAUCGAAAAGAACGAAAAAUAAACUCUUUUUCUACUUUCGUUUUCUAAGUAAUUUUUUUUUAAUUAAUUAUAAUUUAAAAAAUAUUGUUGAAAAAUAUUAUUAUCAACAAAUUUUCAACCUUAAAUACUUAUCUUUUUUUUGAUUUUCUGUUUUUGUCUUUCAUCACUUUGUUACUCUUACAAUCUAUUUUUAAUUAUUUUUUCUUUAAAAAAAAAAAGAAACGCAGAAACUUGAAAUUGAAUCGUAAAGAGAAUAAAAAAUAUCAUUGAAGUUGUAAUCGUGUAAUCAUCUUGUUUUUAUUUUCGUUUAUAUUUCUAUUGUUAUAAGGCGUAUAUGAAGGCCUAUCGUUAUAAAGUAAAUAAAACGUUAUUGCAUACAAACUUUGUUUUAA
Dimorphilus gyrociliatus is the source of this 2998-nucleotide messenger RNA. NCBI's taxonomy places the organism in Eukaryota, Metazoa, Annelida, Polychaeta, Dinophilidae. The record is from the annotation of a GenBank genome assembly.